This is a messenger RNA of Acanthosepion pharaonis, 1275 nucleotides long. NCBI's taxonomy places the organism in Eukaryota, Metazoa, Mollusca, Cephalopoda, Sepiida, Sepiidae. The record is from the annotation of a GenBank genome assembly.
AUGGCUGUCUAUCCUUACGGCACUGGAUAUGGAGGUCUAGACUUGAACGCCCGGAGGAAAAACGCCACACGCGAGACGACCAAUACGCUGAAGGCGUGGUUGUACGAACACCGUAAGAACCCGUAUCCGACCAAAGGUGAAAAGAUUAUGCUGGCUAUCAUCACGAAAAUGACCCUGACGCAAGUGUCAACGUGGUUCGCCAAUGCACGGCGACGUCUCAAGAAAGAAAACAAAAUGACCUGGUCACCCCGUAACAGGUCAGAGGACAGUACGGACAAUUUAGACAGUGAAGGGGAAACAGAAAACAAAGAAUCAGAGAAUGGCGACGCUUCCUUGGCCGCCACGGCUGGGGUGGCCGAAAAAGAAGAUGCCGGAGACGAAACACCCCGUGUCCAUAGUCCUGGUCACAUGGUUGUGGAUCCGAAUGAGGGACCAAGAGAAAAGAUAAUAGAGAGUGAAAACGAUUCCGACCCCGACUCAGACGUCGACGACGAAGGACAUCCGCUAAUAAAAGGCGAACACCUAUCUACCUCGAGCAAAGAACGUCGCGCGCUCUCACUCAGGCACGGCCAUACUGGCAAACACUCCUCGAACGGCGUCUCUCUAUCGGCUAAUGAUUCUCGCCGCGUGGACGCUUUAUCUGACUCGACUCGAGACAGUGAAACAACAAAGGACUCUCACUUGCCCGGUCUAAGCAGCAGCAAUAGCAGUCACAACCACAACAACAGUAGCAACAACAGUAGCAGCACGGCCAACAGUAACCACAAUUCACAAUCACGAAACGACAGAGACACUACAUCACCACCUCGGCCCAAAAUCUGGUCCGUGUCCCAAUUCCUCGUCAACUCCCCUUCUAGUAGCAAUGACAGCAAUAGUAACAGUAGUAGUCCGGUUGGUGGCGUUAGUGGAAGCAGCGGUUCGAAAUCUGUAGCCACUGUACUUACGUCGGGUAAUAGACUACACCCGAGUCCCGGCUAUUUAUACCUUCAAUCGGCCAGUCAAUCGUGGAACGGCGGUAGAUAUGGUGCACUCAGCGCUUAUCCUAUUUCCAUGUCACACACAACGCUUUCCUACCCAUAUACUCUUUCAACACACACCUCAUCAAAGACGGCGUUAGGGGUGGCCUCGGCGGCUGUACACAAUGCAGCCAGUGUUGAACUAUUGCACAGUGCAGAUAAAUUAGCCAGUACACAAAAGGGACUUUUCUCACCGGCUAGAGAUAUAGACGGAAUGCGAAACAGACUUUUUCCCAAGGAAGCGGCGAAAUAUUUCUAA